AGCGACCGCAGGACUUGCUCCCUCACCGGGCCACCCAGGUCCCUAGGAUCUCCUUGGCUUCUCUCCACACAUACUUGUUCCCUUCCCUGGCCCUAGCAGGAGCUGAUGAUGCUUGGGACCCGCCUGGGAUUUCCUCCCGCUGCCGUUCUGGGGGCUGGUGAGAUUCAGGCAACUCCCUUUCCCUGCUCCCUGCAGCCCCACGCUGGGGGCCUGGGGCCUUUCUUGAGCACAGACAGGAGUCUAGUGAGACCCUGGGCCAAUCUGGGUAUCGUUGGAUGGGAGGGUCCUGUUACCUUUUCUAGGUUGCAGAUUAGCACUUUAAAGCCACCUUGGUCCCAGUGAAACGCUUGCCAACCUGCCCCAAGUGUCUGGACAUUAACAGCUUCAUGUGCAUGUAGCCAGCACUCAGUGCGGCUAGAGACACGGAGCAGAAUGUGGCUGUUACAUGGACAAGCUGGGCAGGUAGUGUUUUCAACAGGGAAGGUAUCUUCCCCAAGGGAUUUAGUACCUGCUCUGAAAUUCCCACUGGAGCUUGCGUUACAGCAGGAGGAAAGAAAGGCACUACUGCAAACUCUCUACCACUUUGAGGGUGGCAACAGACCACAACACUGACAACACAACGGCUGUGCUACGAGAAUGGCUGAUAAAUGUGCAGACUUUGUAUCACUCUGUGGAGUGGAGGCCGAUGGAGGAGCCCAGGUCCUAUCUGGAUGAGGAAGGCCCGAAGCACUGGUCAAAUUCUCGCUAUGAGCACGUGAUGAAGCUCAGACAAGCAGCCUUGAAAUCUGCCAGGGACAUGUGGGCUGACUACAUCUUGUUUGUGGAUGCAGAUAAUCUCCUGACAAACCCAGACACCCUGGGCCUGCUGAUGGCAGAGAACAAGACUGUAGUGGCGCCCAUGUUGGACUCUCGUGCUGCCUAUUCUAACUUCUGGUGUGGAAUGACUUCGCAGGGUUAUUACAAACGCACUCCUGCCUACAUUCCCAUUCGAAAACGAGAUCGCCGUGGCUGCUUUGCUGUCCCCAUGGUGCACUCCACUUUCCUGAUUGACUUGCGGAAAGAGGCCUCCCGGGACCUUGCCUUCUACCCACCACACCCAGAUUACACCUGGUCUUUUGAUGACAUCAUUGUCUUUGCAUUUGCCUGCAAGCAGGCAGAGGUCCAGAUGUUUGUAUGCAACAAAGAGGUUUAUGGCUUCCUGCCGGUGCCACUGAGAGCCCACAGCACCAUGCGGGACGAGGUGGAAAGCUUCAUGCACGUGCAGCUGGAGAUAAUGGUGAAGAACCCUCCAGUGGAACCUUCAGAAUACCUGUCCGUCCUGCCCAAGGUCCCUGACAAGAUGGGCUUUGAUGAGGUUUUCAUGAUUAACUUAAAGCACAGGGCAGAUCGACGAGAGCGAAUGCUGCGGACGCUGUACGAGCAGCAGAUCGACUGCAAAAUCAUUGAGGCUGUGGAUGGAAAAGCCAUGAACAGUAGUGAGGUGGAAGCUAUGGGGAUUCAGAUGCUGCCAGGAUAUAAGGAUCCAUACCACGGCCGUCCACUCACCAAAGGGGAGCUGGGUUGCUUCCUCAGUCACUAUAAGAUCUGGAAGGAGAUUGUGGCGGGAGGGCUGGAGAAAUCAGUCGUGUUCGAGGAUGACCUGCGGUUUGAAAUAUUCUUUAAACGACGGCUGAUGAAUCUGAUGUAUGACCUGGAAGAAGAGGGUCUGGAUUGGGACUUGAUUUACAUUGGGAGGAAGCGAAUGCAGGUGGAUCACCCAGAGAAGUCUGUGCCUCACGUGCGGAACCUGGUGGAGGCAGAUUAUUCCUACUGGACUCUAGCCUAUGUGAUUUCACUGCAGGGUGCCCAGAAGCUGCUGGCAGCUGAGCCACUCUCCAAGAUGUUACCUGUGGAUGAAUUUCUUCCUGUCAUGUUUGACAAACACCCUGUCUCUGAAUACAUGGAACAUUUUGAAAACCGGAAUUUGCUGGCCUUUUCAGUGGAACCACUGCUGGUUUACCCAACACAUUACACUGGUGAUGAUGGUUACAUCAGCGACACUGAGACCUCUGUGGUUUGGAAUAAUGAGAGAGUAAAAACUGACUGGGACCGUGCCAAAUCCCAGAAAAUGAAAGAACAGCAGGAGCUCAGCAAGGAGGCCAAGAACUCAGAUGUGCUCCAAUCACCUCUUGACAGUACAGCCCGGGAUGAGCUAUGACCAGAGCAGGCCCCUUCUAGGAAAUGGAUGAAGGGACUGACCGUGAUAAGGAAGGGUGUGUGUUGGAGCCGGGGUAGAAAGCAGGGAAAGGGGUAUAGCAGCAUCCAUCCAUGGGGAUUACUGGAGCUUCGGUGUGUCCAAGAAUAUAAUGGUAAAGUCACUUAGAUGACAAAGCCAAUGAGGGUCAUGGCUGAAGCCCUUCUGACCUCUGCUGUUGCAGGACUCUAUGAGAGAGAAUGCUGGAGAAAGUCAGGUUUGCUUUGUCCAUCAAUUCAGCCACUGCUCUGUGGUUCAGCACAGAUCUUUACACAGUUGCUCGUCGUAGUGGAGAAGUUUUAUUCUUUGGUUUAGGAUAUUGGUGCUUGAUGGGACAUUGGUCUUCCUGCCUCUGUUGCCAUGUGUGUAUCUCAUGACCAGGGAUCCUAGUUUUCUCUGAUUUUAAAAAACAAAACAAAAUUCUCCAAUUAAAGAACCAUAAUUGGGGGGGGCAUGGAUUUUUAAAAUGAAACACUGAACAUUAGUUCUUAGCCACAAUAUAUAUAGGUAUCAGUUGAACACAAUGUUUUAUUGAUAUAUUUACAGUUGUAAAAUGCUGGAAUGAUCCAGUCACAGUGCACUGUUUCUUUACUGUUGUCGAGGGCCCUGCUGUUUCAGCCUCUUUCAUUUCUUUUCAGUCAGUUUCGCUCUUUCCAUGUGUUCUGCGAUUGUCUGCCUUCAAACGUCAUCUACAGCCUUGCUGCAUACAGUACAGAACAGCAGGUUACCAUCAACAUUAAAUUUGUCCUUACCAAACUCAGUGACACGGUCUUUGGGGUGACUUUUAAAGUUUUCAGCAUCUUUUUAUAACUUUAAUUACUCAUGUGUGGAGGCUGAAGUGAAAUUUGAGAUGCAUUAAAACGCGACCCGCUAUAUGGCAUUGAGUAACUGCUAUAUGCCGCAAGCAGUUUAUUGGCAUAUGUUUAGCUAUGUGAAUUUAAAGCACAUUCAAAAAUCAACCACAGGAGGGGGAGGUUGUGCACAUUGAAAAAGUGACACUGGUACUUGCAGUAAAAUUGAGGGUUUUGGUUUUUUUUCUCAGUGUAAAAACUAAAGAUUCUCUGUAAAAACACCAUUAUGCAUUUUUCCCUGGCAAAUGGAUUUCUGGGAUCCCUAUUCAUGACCCCUGAAUGUUCUCUUGGGGGGUGUCUGGGGAGGAGGGGUGAAAUGCUGCCAGAUCCUGCAGGUUCCUGCUAAUGAUGUGCCCUAAUAUAAGCUGAAGUCUUCUCUUUCUGUAAGACCAAAACUUUCCUGUUUUUAUAAAAUCUUUGGCUAUGACUUGAACUGUCUCUUGCUUCUUCAUAAACAGCCCAGAGUGCUGGGGAAGGAGCUCGCAAGAGCUGACUUCUUCAAGCACCAACUUGUAUUUUAAUCUAGUGCUGGCUUCACAGCCCUGGAGAGUGAAGUCUUCUAUUGAUCAACUUGGCAGCAGUGGUACAAACUUCCUUGCACUGCAUAACCCAUGUACCUCAACCCUGACCUGGAGGAGCCCUAGAAAUGAGUGGAGCCUGAUUUUCCCCAUGGCCCUUUCACUCCAUGAUUUCUGCGGAAGGUGGUGUGGUACUGGCAAUUGCAUUGUGGGUCCCUGUCCUAGGAGCUGGAGUGAGAACACUGAUUUUUUCCCAUAGGCUACUAAAUAUAUGGUGAUUGUUGGGGUGCAUUUGUAUCAGUGACCAGAAGAGAGAGGUUAUGAAUCCUGGAAAUGUCAAGCAAGUACUGAACCAAUCAGUUCCAUCCUGAAGUGUAACUAGACUUACUUCUACAACACUUAAAAAGUGCCUCCAUGUUCCAGGGCUUCUUCCUCUGUGCUGACUUGAGGAAU
Molecule: messenger RNA, 4055 nt
Organism: Mauremys reevesii (Reeves's turtle)
Lineage: Eukaryota; Metazoa; Chordata; Testudines; Geoemydidae
Gene: COLGALT1
Product: collagen beta(1-O)galactosyltransferase 1
Exons: 12
Coding region: 686-2197 (503 amino acids)
Molecular function (GO): procollagen galactosyltransferase activity
Source: RefSeq, a predicted model, not a curated record